Penicillium odoratum is the source of this 1917-nucleotide messenger RNA. RefSeq names its product Zn(II)2Cys6 transcription factor. Gene Ontology annotation, biological process: regulation of DNA-templated transcription. Bases 1 to 1917 code for a protein of 638 amino acids. The record is from RefSeq and is a predicted model, not a curated record. Lineage: Eukaryota; Fungi; Ascomycota; Eurotiomycetes; Eurotiales; Aspergillaceae. The transcript has 2 exons. Gene Ontology annotation, molecular function: DNA-binding transcription factor activity, RNA polymerase II-specific; zinc ion binding.
AUGACCAAAGGCUGCUAUACAUGCCGUCGCCGUCGAAUCAUCUGCGAUAAUGGCCUACCAACCUGUCGAAAGUGCCGUGAUGCGGGGAAGGAAUGUUUGGGUUACCAAAAACCAUUGGUAUGGGUCAAGGGUGGUGUUGCCAGCCGGGGCAAAAUGAUGGGUCGGAGCUUCGAGGAUGUGAAGACGCCAGUCGGUGCUUCUGAGCGUCAUAAAUCGCCCGCGACAAAUGAAUCAAGACCGCCAACUGCUACCUUGACAUUGUUUCCCAUGCUUGAACCAUCCGACACAGAAUCAUCCCCGAAUUCGGUGGCUCAGCCCAGCCCAGAGACAGAUUGGUUCCAACAAGUCUUAGAUGCAGGGAACUUCGAUGCGGUAUUUGGACUUGAUGAAGGAGGCCUCUUGGAAUCAAAUCCGCCAGAACCUGAAACUGCGCUGGUCCAUACUCCGCAUAACAUCUUCAGCGACUAUAUUCCUGCACCAUGGGGAAUGGUUGAUCCUUUGCUAAAGGAUUUCAGUCCAACAUCAAGAAUGUACCUUAAACACUAUCAUGAAUACAUGACAAAUGACUUUUUGGUCUAUCCGCAGCUCAAGAACCCCUGGCGGGAUAUGCUGGCAUUAGUAGGGCACUCACCCCUUAUUGCAAAUGUAUUAUCUGCAAUGGGAGCUCUACACUACUCGCUUAUCUCCAAUUCCGACUCAUCUAUGAUGCCUUGGUCAUCCCAUAACCCCUUGGCCACCAACUCUCUGUUAUCGUCGGAGGACAUCGAGAACAUGAUUAUACCAACAAGCUCUCGACAAACAACUUCAAAAGCAUACCACCAUUUCCUGGAAUUUAAGCAGGUGACACUCAAACAAUUGUCACAGGAUCUUGUAAAUCCGGCCAAACAAAACGAUGAGAUAACCCUGGCUGCCAUUGUUAUUCUCGCUCUUCUGGAUCUAUUCGAGUCCGGCAGCGGGGCGUGGAGCUAUCACAUUGAAGGUGCAAAGAAAAUCAUGAGGAGUCGUCAAAAUCAGCUUGGUCAGGGUAUUCUCCAGGGACUCGAAGCAGUCGCCAUUGAUGGGUGCUUGAUCAUGGAGAUCAUGGGAUCGACGCUGGCGCGACCCGGCGCUCUUUCCAAACCAUUCUACGCUCAGAACAUGGGACCAGGCAUGCUCAAGCGUCUCGAGGAAACGUCCUGGGUGGGCUGCCCCGCCUACCUCCUCGAAGUCAUUUUCUUCGUCCACACUCUCUGGUACCAAGACUCGGAGCUAGCACCUGCAGCCCCUCCGACAACCCUGGGGAUCUCUACGCAGCCAGGCCAGCCCCUAUCUAGUGAAUCCUUCGCACAUCUACUCCAUGGAAUCCGCACCUUUGACCCCGUUUCUUGGGCCCAAGAAAUGCAAACCUACUUCUUUCUCGAUGACCUCUCCCCUCGCAUCGCCCUCGCAAGCGCCUAUCAAGCCGCCGUCUACCUCUACACCAGUCGUGUCCUCUCUAAGACCAGAGAAGGAUACACAGCUCCCUGGAUCGAAACUAAUCUCCCCUCUGACCACCCCCAAGCCGCACACGACCUCAUCACUCGCAUUUGCUCCGUCCCCACCUCCGAUCCCCACUUCAAAUGCCUUAUAUGGCCCACCUUUAUCGCAGGCGCAGAAUGCCGUCGCCUAUCGCAGCGCUCGCUGGUUUUGGAGAAGCUCGGCUCUCUUUACCAGGCUGUCACGAGUGUCAAUGUCCGCAAUGCGGCGUGGGUGCUUAGGCUUAUGUGGCAGAAACAGGAUCUCAAGCGCCGGGAGCGGGAGAACGUUCCUGUUGGGCUUGUUGAUGGGCUUCUUCCGAAAGACGCUUUCUUUGAAGAAAAUGAACACGAGACCUUUGAUUCUUCGUUCGAUUGGGUGGAUGAGCUGGAUGCAUCUCGUCUUGACUGGUUGUUUAUUUAA